AUGGUCGUGCACUUGAAAGAAAAGACCCCCCGGACCCUCACAGACCCCCCGGACCCUCUCAGACCCCCCGGACCCUCUCAGACCCCCCGGACCCUCUCAGACCCCCCGGACCCUCUCAGACCCCCGGACCCCCCUCUCAGACCCUCUCAGACCCCCCGGACCCUCUCAGACCCUCUCAGACCCCCCGGACCCUCUCAGACCCCCGGACCCUCUCAGACCCUCUCAGACCCCCCGGACCCUCUCAGACCCUCUCAGACCCCCCGGACCCUCUCAGACCCUCUCAGACCCCCCGGACCCUCUCAGACCCCCGGACCCUCUCAGACCCCCCGGACCCUCUCAGACCCUCUCAGACCCCCCGGACCCUCUCAGACCCUCUCAGACCCCCCGGACCCUCUCAGACCCCCGGACCCUCUCAGACCCCCGGACCCUCUCAGACCCCCGGACCCUCUCAGACCCCCCGGACCCUCUCAGACCCCCGGACCCUCUCAGACCCCCGGACCCUCUCAGACCCUUGAUGACCCCGUUGACCCCCGGACCUGCCUCAUCUGUGGCGACCGAGCGACGGGUCUUCACUAUGGCAUCAUCUCGUGCGAAGGCUGCAAAGGUUUCUUCAAACGCAGCAUCUGCAACAAACGCGUUUAUCGCUGCAACCGCGACAAGAACUGCGAGAUGUCCAGGAAGCAACGCAACCGCUGCCAGUACUGCCGCCUGCUCAAGUGCCUGCAGAUGGGGAUGAACCGGAAAGCGAUCAGAGAAGACGGGAUGCCAGGAGGACGCAACAAGAGUGUGGGGGCUGUCCAGUACCUCUCCCAAGGACUCCAAGAAGGCCCAGAUGCAGAGGCCCAGGUGCUGAGGCUCAGGAGCUGA
Knipowitschia caucasica is the source of this 867-nucleotide messenger RNA. The record is from the annotation of a GenBank genome assembly. NCBI's taxonomy places the organism in Eukaryota, Metazoa, Chordata, Actinopteri, Gobiiformes, Gobiidae.